AUGGAAUUAAAACGUAUUGGAAUUAUGACAAAAAGCAAUGUAAAAAAACCUUUAAGGUGGGAUUCAAGAAUAGGAUUAUUACGUCAAAUAAUAGAUGGUCUUGAUAAUUUACAUCGAAAAAAUUUAGUUCAUGGUAAUUUACAUAGUGGAAAUAUUUUAAUGGAAAAUUGUGAAUCAAUUUCAGCAAGGAUAGCGGAUUUUGGAUUAAAUGGUUAUAUAAAAGAUGAUAACGCUUUGGGAAAAUUUAAGACAAUUAAUGAUGAAAAAGAAAUUAUACAUCCACAAACCUGUUAUUAUAGUAGAAAUAUUUAUACUCUUUAUGGAUUACAAGAUUCACUAAAAAAACUUAGAAGAACCUAG
Diversispora eburnea is the source of this 360-nucleotide messenger RNA. NCBI's taxonomy places the organism in Eukaryota, Fungi, Glomeromycota, Glomeromycetes, Diversisporales, Diversisporaceae. The record is from the annotation of a GenBank genome assembly.